CAUUGGGACAACUGCUUCUCCUGAGCAUUUCUGGAGCAGAAGCUCUUCUCACAGAGGGAGGGACAGAGCGGGCAGCAGGCACCAUGGAGCCCCCUUCAGGCCCUCCACGAGGAGGACGGGUCCCCUGGCAGGACCUCCUGCUGGCAGUCUCGCUCUUAACCCUCUGGAACCCGCCCACCACUGCCCAAGUCACUGUGGAGUCUGUGCCGCCCAGUGCUACCGAAGGGAAGGACGUCCUUCUGCAAGUCCACAAUCUGCCUGCGGAUCUUGUAGGUCUUACUUGGUUUAGAGGGGAAAGCAUAGCGCCCAACCGUCAAAUUGUAGCAUAUGUAGUAGCCGUACAAGUAAAUAUCCCAGGACCUGCACACAGCGGCAGAGAGACAGUGUACCCCAAUGGAUCCCUGCUGUUCCGGAACAUCACCCUGAAUGACACAGGAUACUACACCCUACAAAUUGUGAAUAGAAAUGUUCAAGUUGAACAAGUAACUGGACAGCUCCGCGUAUUCCCGGAGUUACCCAAACCCCACAUCACAAGCAACAACUCCGACCCCGUGGAGAAUGUGGAUUCUGUGCUAUUAACCUGUGAACCUCAGACUCAGAACACGAGCUACCUGUGGUCAGAAAGCAGUAAGAGCCGCCCGGCCAGCACCAGGCGGGAGCUGUCCCUGGACAACAGGACUCUCACUAUACAUGGUGUCAUAAGGAAUGACACAGGGCCCUAUGUGUGUGAAACUCGGAACCUAGUGAGUGAUGGUCGUAGUGACCCAUUCACCCUGAAUGUUCUCUAUGGCCCGGAUGCCCCCACCAUUUCCCCCUCAGACUCCUAUUACCAUCCAGGGGCCAACCUCAGUCUCUCCUGCCACGCAACCUCUAACCCGCCUGCACAGUAUUCUUGGCUUAUCAAUGGGAGGCCCCAGACAGACACACAGGAGCUCUUUAUCCCCAACCUCACUGCGAAUGAUAGUGGAUCCUAUACCUGCCUUGCCUCUAACUCUGGCACUCGCCUCAAGAAGACCACAGUCAAGACUAUCACAGUCUCUGAGGCAGUGUCCAAGCCCUCUCUCCAUGCCAGCAACACCACAGUCACAGAAGACAAGGACUCUGUGAUCCUGACCUGCUCCACAAACAACACUGGGGUCUCCAUUCACUGGUUCUUCAAUGGCCAGAGUCUAAAGCUCAUGGAGAGGAUGACACUGUCCCAGGACAACAGGACCCUCACCAUACGCCCUGUCAGGAAGGAGGAUGCCGGGAAUUACCAGUGUGAGGUCUCCAACCCAGGCGAUUCCAGGAAAAGUGACCCUGUGAGGCUGGCUGUGAGCUAUGAAAGAAGCACCACAGGCCUCCCUAUGGGGUCCAUAAUUGGCAUUGCAAUCGGGGUCCUGGUCGGACUGGCACUGUAGUUCCCUCCUGGAGUGUCUCCUGCUCCACACAGUUUUCUCAGAGUUCCACAGAAUUUUCAAGACAGAUCAUCUCAAAAUCAUACAAAUUUGUCCAUAGAAUAGAGAGGGAAUAUUGCCCCAACUCAUUCUGAGGUUAGUAGAAUCUUUAAAUUGAAAUAGGAACAACAAAAGUACAAAAAGAUGAAAAUAUCAUACUCAUGAACAGAGAAGCAAAAAUACUAAACAAGGUAUUCUCAAACGAAAUCCAACAGUGUGUAGAAUAAGACAGCACACCGUAACUAAGUUCCAAUUGUACCAGUAAAGCAAUGGUGAUUCAACAUUAGAAAUUUAUAAAUGGGGGGCACCUGGGGUGACUCAGUGAGUUAGGCAGCUGGCCUUUGAUUGUGGCUCAGGUUAUAUCUCAGGG
This is a messenger RNA of Neogale vison (American mink), 1806 nucleotides long. Its product is annotated as carcinoembryonic antigen-related cell adhesion molecule 1-like. Lineage: Eukaryota; Metazoa; Chordata; Mammalia; Carnivora; Mustelidae. Gene Ontology annotation, molecular function: protein tyrosine kinase binding. The transcript is spliced from 6 exons. Gene Ontology annotation, biological process: signal transduction; regulation of immune system process. Bases 84 to 1400 code for a protein of 438 amino acids. The record is from RefSeq and is a predicted model, not a curated record. Gene Ontology annotation, cellular component: plasma membrane; cell surface.